Molecule: messenger RNA, 2126 nt
Organism: Penaeus vannamei (Pacific white shrimp)
Lineage: Eukaryota; Metazoa; Arthropoda; Malacostraca; Decapoda; Penaeidae
Source: RefSeq, a predicted model, not a curated record
CUGUAAUCUGCCAGUGCCGUCCGCGAGAGUGAGGAGAGCGUUCGUAGCCCCUCCUGUCUGUUCGCGAGAUGGGUUGUGGAAAAAGUGGAUCGGUGUGGAAAAUACCUCAUGGAUUUCUCUUGGUUGUUGUUCUUGUGGCGGAUGCAGUCAGCGGAGCCAGGCUGCGGAGACUGUCCCCCUUCCGCCUCAGCCUUGGGGGAGGAACCACUGUCGCCAUAGAGGGAUGGGGCUUCAGCGAGAACCAGUUCAGCCACUCCAACGCGACCCUGGGGAACCGAGUGGUCUUCGAGAACGAGGACGAGGCGGUCGAGUGCUCCGUGGUCUCCUUCCUGACCACUCCGACGAGGGUCGUGUGCAGCGCCGGGAAACCCCUGAGAGCGACUUCCGACACCGAAUACAGGGUUCGAGUCUAUGUGGACGGAGUUCGGGCAUCGGGAGAACUCACUGCUCUGUACGUGCGAGGCAGAACCCCCGUCGUGCAGAAGGUGGUCCCUCCCUGGGGAUUCCCCGGCCAGAGGGUGCUCCUGGUGGGCUCCUUCAAGACGGAAAAUAUUUCCGACCCCGCCCACCCGGAGGUCUCGCAGGCGCUCACAGGACCCCUUCUAACCAGGGCGUACCUCGGGGGAAACGAGUGCCAGCUGUACAACUCGACCUCGGGGGAAGUCUUGGGCCAACUCAGGCAGGACCAGCUGACGUGCACAGUGCCAGGGAGUGCCAUCGGACCCGCGAAUGCCUCCGUGUACGUCACCGAGUUGGGUGCCUCGGCUACUCUUGCCAGGGAUCUCUUGGUUGACUCGCAGGACCAGCUCUAUCAGUUCCAUGUUGCUCCUGGAGUGUCCAGCGUGUCGCCUCCAGCAGGUUCUUCGGCAGGCGGCUCUCUGCUCACCAUCCGCGGAGUAGGAUUUCACCCUCACCGGAAUGCCACCUCGGUGCGUGUCGGAGGAGCUGAGUGCAAGAUUACCAACGUUUCUGCAACAACCGUCACUUGCAUUGCUCCCCCGCGUUCGCUAACCACACCUGCGCCGGGGGAACGCGGCCUCCUGCUCGAGCUCUGGGAAGGCCAAUUCGCGCCGGACCUGCGCGACCGCCUCCGCCUGAGCGCCCUCACGCCGCACACGGACGGCUACUCCUCCUCCGUCGUCACUGACCUCGACUUCAAGAUCGACGCCAAGAUGACCUUCGUGGCCAAGUUGACGGGGUACUUCCACGCUCCACAUGACGGCUCGUUCACGUUGGCGGCUUACGUGCCCACUCGCUACGGCACAUCCUGGCUCGCUUACGUGGCUGCGGACGGCGACCCUGACAAGGCGAUGCCACUACCCAAGUGGGGUAGCGUGGAACUGAAAGCAGACACGCCGGCUUACCUGGAGGUGGUGAUAAGCGGCCGCAAAGCAGGGGUCCGUCCCACGAGGGUGCUGAUGGCGGACCACAACGGCAGGUUCAACAGCUGGCAGACGUCUAUGGCCACGAACGAGCGGCAGAGCAUCAUCCUCGAGCCACGGGUGAAGCACGAGGUUCAGAGGGUGACCUUCAGUGGCCAGCCGGGUAGCGUCAGGCUCUUUUUCCAUGGCGCGACCUCUGACCCCGUUGACCUCUCUGAUGACGAGGAGGUGCGGUCGGCAGUGCUAUCUCUUGUGGGGCGGAAGUGCCAAGUCCAGAGCGAAGGGAAAACAAAAGAAAUACACUUUGCGACAGGCUUCGAAGAGGGAGAACGAUUGCCUUUGGGCAUGACGGCCAAGGUGGUCAACAUGCUCGAUGCAUUCUGCGGCAGGUGUAGGCAGCCAAAGACCACUUCCCAAAAAAAAACUGCGCUGCGACUGAAACAGCUUCAGCAACAGCUUACAGCUUUAGCUUUACGACAGCUUUACAACAGCUUUACGACAAACAGCUUUACGACAGCUUUACACACUUUACAACACAACACGUUAUGGAAUUCGAUGGUUAUAUCUCACAGGAGUCUGAGUAGAAACCGUCGUUAUUUUACGUCCACAAAGAACCAGUAUGCGGGGCGAAGCGAACACACUCGAACGCAGUCCAGGGCGGCGAUGGACAAGGCGCUCUCAACUCGGGCUGCGGAUUCAAUGGAAGUCAUUGGCUUCAUGUCAAAUAAGCCACGACAGCUGUAA